Molecule: messenger RNA, 1439 nt
Organism: Pseudo-nitzschia multistriata
Lineage: Eukaryota; Bacillariophyta; Bacillariophyceae; Bacillariales; Bacillariaceae
Source: the annotation of a GenBank genome assembly
CAAAAAACCAAAAACCUUCUUUUCCUUUUUCGAUGGUUUGAAAAACCAAAACAAGUCCAAUUUUAUCUCCAAUUCAUCACACAUCGGUUCCUUUAUUCAUUCAAUCUACGCCUUGAGAUUCUGGUGGUCUACUUAUUUCGAAGAACUUAUGGAUGAGCGAUACAUAACACUUUUAACAGACAUGCUAAUAGAUGUAGCAACGGGAAACAGCUUGAGAUGAAACGCACAAUAACAGACGAAGAGCCUGUGUUGGAUCCGGAGUUGGAGAGGCAACUACGAAAAGAGAUCAACGAAAGCAACAUGGCAGGUGAUUCAUUAGCAAUGAGUGGAGUAACCACGCAGAAGGUGAACCUUGGAGCCGGCGCUAUGGUUGUGAUGGGAGCUUCGAUCAUUGGCUUAGUAGGACUACAAUUUCCUUUUUUAUUCAUUAAGAAUGCACCCUUUAUGGCGACACCCGCAGGGAAGGUACAAAAUGCCCUAAAGUUCAUCAUCGAGCACAACAAAAACAAACGUGCAAUGAUAUCGUCCCCGAGAUCAGCUACAAAUCUUUCACAAUCAUCGCCAAGACCACAACAAGAAGCGCACAUUCGCGCAUCUGCAUCCGCCACCCCACCUGUGUUCGUGGAUCUAGGCAGUGGAGACGGACAAGCCGUCUACGAGGCCGCAAAGCUGGGAUACAAAGCUGUUGGAAUCGAAUUCAAUUGGACACUGUGGGCAUUAUCGUCAUUUCGACGCMAAUUCUUUUGGUCCUCGGAGGUAAAGCGGUAAGACUGGGAGGAGGACGAAAAAGACUCAUGUGGAGUGACAGAACUCUCCAAGAAUUUUCCUGGAACUCGAGUGUGGUUUGUGUUUGCAGACCAUUAUUUGUCGGUGCGCCUUUCGUCUUCCACAAAAGAUCAGAACACGAAUGUCACUGCCCAACGUUCUUUUGCCCUUUUUUUUAAAUGUCAUGGAAAUAUUCAUGUUGUAUUCACUUCUGUCGUUUUUAUCCUUCGUGACUCCACCGAUUGACGGAUGGUUCGGAUUUGUCGGUCACCAUUGCUUCGAUUUCAAAAAAAACGGAAUCUCAACCAUAACAAUUCAUGGUAAGGCGUUCCACAUUUUUGCUGCAAGAUUUUGCCAAGUACGAUCUGAAAGACGCCAAUACCAUAAUGAUUUUUGCAGUUCCCAGGACUAUGCCGAUCCUGGGUAAGAAGAUCCAAUCCGAAUGCUCGCCCGGAACAACAAUCAUGGCAUACCGAUUCGAGAUGCCAUUGGCUGCUACCGCAAGCAAAGAUAACGAAGAUGAUGAAGAAACAACGAAAGAAUCCAUUGGUAGGGAUGCCAAAGACCAUGAAGCUAUCGGCGACCUGCGGUUGCAAGCGAAGUGCAUAUAUGAUCAAGAAGAAAUGAGAAUAUACAGCAUGGGAGAGAGGUAAUAAUAGACAUUAGUAGAAGAG